AUGUGGGUACGAGCCCGGAAUACUUUUAAAAUGAUCGAUGAUUAUAUAAAGAGUUGUUACAAUGAACAGAACAGUAGUACUUCCCUAGAGCAAUUGAUGGCUAUACUAAACAAAACUCGAUCAUCACUCAUCAAUAUAUUUCGGAAUUCGAGUAAAAAUUCAUCGCAUCGUUUGGUGCUGAACAAGAAUGGUGAAGUAGUGGAAUUAGACAGUGGAGAAGUAGUGAAAAUAGAUGACGGACUGCGGAAUGAAGCAAUAAUCAUAUCAGAUUUAUUUAACUGUGAUGAAUUUGAUGCUCUUGAACUAGUAAUAACUGGUGAAGUGCAAAUACGACAUUUUCCAUUCUUAACGAGGGGUCUUUGUGCUGUUGUUUGCUACUAUGAUGCACAUCGCUUUAUCAGUGCAGCUGUGAAAGCUCUAGCAGAAUUCAGAGUUGAUGAAAAAGUAUCGAAGCCACGAGAACUUUUCGAGUAUCUCAAUCAGUUACUUAGUGAUAUUGCAUUUAUUAGACGUCUUAUAGAAGUUUUGCAAACCGUAAAUGUUCAAUCUGAAUUGCAAAGUUUGCAUCACCCACAUGUAAAUGGACUGGGCGGCCCCAAACAUCAAGAAAUUUUACGGGAAUUAAUUGAAGAGAUGUUAGAAAACUGUGCACAAACAUUCCAUUUGAUAUGCUCGUCAUGGCAAUUGGAAUCAACACCACCGUUCUUAAAUGAUUUAUUUGUACCACUGAAAGAAUUGCAGCCGAAUACGCCAUUUAGAAAUAAUCAUUUAUCACUCUGGACUGCAGCUCUAAUACUGAUAUCUCCACACAAUCUUCAAAAUAUGCGAUGUGCUCGAGAUUUAUUGAUGGGAUUCCACAAGGAAGUGGUUUUGGAGGAUUGGCAAGAUUCUUGUCUGCAGGCUUCGCUACAAUUUGCAGUCGUGGUUUCAUACAACUGGCUUAGUGUUCAUCAGCUUGUUCAAGAAGUUCUGGGUGGUUUUGCUAUCAAAGAGGAUGAUUUGCUUGAAAAAGCAGUCGAUGGAUUAGCUUUCCAGUUCAUUCGAAAAUGCGUUAUUGCAAUGCCGAAAUUCAGAGAAAAUUUCAUAGCUUUUGCUACAGUUGAUACACUGAUCAAAAACUUUAUUGCUCAUCUGAGUAAUCAGGUUGUUAUGUUGCAACAUUCCGGUGAAAUAGAAUUACAGCACGUCGAGGAAAUGUUGGAGAGUGGUCAACUUUACAGACCUCGGCUUCAUUUUGAAAAUUUUAUUCGUUGUAUUGCUGAUUUGUAUGAUGGUGAUUCAAAAUAUUUAGAGCAGUUAUCUGCACAGUUUUGCUCUAGUGAGAGCGAGGAAUUGGUGAAAUUUUUAAGAAACUGCCGGCAGCUUAUUUCACCGGUACUGCAAGUCGCUUUUCUCGAUAUGCUAAAAAACAUCUGCAAAUGUCGGGAAUCGGCAUACUUCAUAUUUGGGUUGCUUUCUCCAUGUCAUGCAAAAUUUGCUCAAAGUACAUUGUCUUGGGAUCAUUUCUGGAAAGCAAUGCAUAAUUAUCUUGGACUUUUCAAACGGAAAAGGGGUCAGACAUCAGGUGUAAUACAUGCAGCACCCCCAGGACAGCACGAUACUUCCCAGCAGAUUCCACAGUCUGAGUUAGCUGGCCUUGUGGCAUGGGUCCAACUUGUGGAAAUCGUUACUAAAAACGAUCAGACUGCGCGUCGUCAUUUCGCAGAUAACGGUUCAUGGUCAUGCAUAGAAAUAUCAAUAAGCUUGGUAGCUUCUGCAAUUCCUCUUGUUUUGAAAGGAGCACUGUUUCGUUUUUUAGCUUCAAUUGCAAUUGAUGAACAUGGUGCUUUGAAAAUUUGGGCAACAUUGAUAUCACUCUCUGUUUUGAGUAAAACAAGUUCUGGGAAACUUAUUGGUAUACAGGAUGAAUUAGAAACACGGGAAUGUGCCUUCAAGUGUUACGAUUCAUCUAUUGGUUUCUUGCAUCUUAUGAAAACUUUGUUUUUACAUUCAAAAAAUGUUGAUAAACGACAUUUGCUGCAAUAUCUUCAGUUUAUCGUUAAAUCCAUUAUUUGUCAGUUUGCUGAUCGUUCAUAUGAAAACGUUGCACAAAUGUGGCAUUUAUGCUCUGCAGCAUGCGACUCUCUAUACAAUUUUCUUCAUCGUUACGCAAUUACAGCGGAAGCAAUUCUAAAUGCGGACCCGCAAAUUGUUGUCCUUACCCAAAUUUUAAACGAUUCUCCUGCAUUUCGAUCGUUAGGUGCAGUAUUGUGUGAUGGAGCGGAACGUCUGCAAGAUUUUUCUCCUCGUUCAAUGGACCGUGAAGCAGCUGUAUUAUCAGUACUGCGUUUGCUAGAUAUCAGCGUAUCGUUACAUGCACCUUUAAUAAAUGCAGUUCGUGCCACUAAUUCCAGUAUAAUAAUUGCAUCAUUGGAUUCACUUUUUUUGUCAUUAGUGCAAGGUAAUGCGACAGCAACAUACAUUACAGUUAUCGUUUCAUACUUGGCACAGUCCGAGGUUAUCCCAAGACAUGUAUAUCACAUAGUAUCAAUAUUGCGAGAACUUUGCUGUUGUCAACCUUCGAUACAAAGUCGUCUUGUGCAAGCUCUUUCGCCACUUUCUUUAGAAUUAAUUGAAAGUUUUGCGCGAUUGACUUCUGUGAAAAUGGCGGUGAUUGAGGCUUCAGCUCUUGAUUCGCCUGUUUACCAUGGAAUUGAUGAAUUGUCACUGGCGAGAAUACGUGGUGAAACAGCACGUUUAUUCAUUGAAAUGUGCUCAUCGAGUAUUGAGAAUGAUCCAGGCACUGUCAAUUUAGUUUAUCUUUUCUGUGGUCUCAAAAUGCCUGAUUUGGUAAACUCUAUUAUUGAAUCUCCAGGCAAGUCGUGA
Molecule: messenger RNA, 2865 nt
Organism: Cercopithifilaria johnstoni
Lineage: Eukaryota; Metazoa; Nematoda; Chromadorea; Rhabditida; Onchocercidae
Source: the annotation of a GenBank genome assembly